This is a messenger RNA of Aricia agestis (brown argus), 5867 nucleotides long. RefSeq names its product ATP-binding cassette sub-family A member 2-like. Gene Ontology annotation, biological process: lipid transport; transmembrane transport. Gene Ontology annotation, molecular function: lipid carrier activity; ATP hydrolysis activity; ABC-type transporter activity. Gene Ontology annotation, cellular component: membrane; intracellular membrane-bounded organelle. Bases 158 to 5011 code for a protein of 1617 amino acids. The record is from RefSeq and is a predicted model, not a curated record. Lineage: Eukaryota; Metazoa; Arthropoda; Insecta; Lepidoptera; Lycaenidae. The transcript is spliced from 34 exons.
UUCGUCAGUCGUCAAUGUUUGUUGAAUCGAUAUAAUAUCUUGGAAGUUAUUCAGAAUAUGAUACCUAUUACAUUGUAUAAUUAUUGCCGUUUAACUUUGGUAUGAGCGUUAUGCUCAAGCUUACUUAUAGAUUGUUGUAGUUUUCUCAACUUUAAAAAUGGUAAACCAGUUGGCUGUGCUUUUGUGGAAGCACUUCGUCGUUCGUCGAAGAAGAUUUAUACACACACCGAUUGAGUGGCUCUCCCCUAUAAUAUUCUUUGUCGUACUCUUUGUUUUUCGGAACCAAAUCAACCCAAUUCCAAAACAUGCCCCCGCUUCCAUGGGGGUUCAUUAUACUGAACCUUUGAAUAUUGAAGAAAUUUACCAGCCAGGCAUUGUUUUCUUCACUCCCAUCACAGAUGUCACAUCAAAGUUGAUGGUAGAGGUCGGGAAGAAGCUGAACUUGCCAAAAGGAUCAGGACAACCAAAAGAAAAUAUAAACCGAGGAUACUUUCCAAUAUUAGAUGAUCCAUUCGUGAUAAAAAGAACUGUACAUGGAAUGACAAACUUUGGAGUUGUAAUAUUUGAGAAUAUAAAGGAGGAGGACACUGCUUUGCCGGACAAGCUGAACUACACCAUCCGCAUGUCGCUGCCCUACGACAGCCUGGAGAAUGACAACUCGGAUGCUGUGGGCUUCCACUCGGGUUUCGGCGAGCGGUACGAGCCAUUCGUGCGUCUCCAGUGGGCGGUCGACUCCAGCUUCCUAGAACUGAAAACUAACAAGAACAUUAAACAGCGGGUAUCCCUCCAAGAGUUCCCGUACGCGACCUCCGCGAAGUACCCGAACGUGGAUAUGCUAACGACGCUGCUUAUGUACCUGACGUGGCUGUCGCUGCUGCUGCCCUUCGUGUUCCUGUCCUCGCGCCUGCUCGGCGAGCGCGUCUCCGGCAUACGGGAGAUGAUCUACAUGGUGGGCGUGCCUAGCGGCCUCCUCCAUCUGUCCCACUUCAUCAACGCCGCCCCCGCCGGACUCGUGUUCAGCGUGGUGGGUGCGUCAUUGCUGACGGUUGGGUAUAACCCGCUGCUGCGCUUCACCAACCCUUUCCUGAUAUGGCUGCUGCUGGUGCUGUACUUUAUCAAAGUGAUCGCCAUCGCGUACGUCACGAGCGGCAUGCUUAAGAAGAAUCUAUACGGCGUGACGUUCGCGUGUCUGCUGUACUCGGUGACGCUGAUCGUCGGUCAACUCGUGUUCAACAACGAGAUACCGACGUGGGCGCAGCCGCUCGCCGGCCUCGUGCCGCACGCGCCCAUGAUGUGGUUCUGGCGGAACGUGGGUACGCUGGAGAAGUUCGGCCUGGGUCUCACGUUUUCUAACAUGGCGCGUACGCAAGCUCCGUACACGGCGUCCGCGCUGUCGUGCUACCUGCUCCUGAUGCUGCAGUCGCUGGUGUUCGGUCUGCUCGCCUGGUACCUCGGCCGCGUGAGCCCAGGGCCGUACGGACAGGCGAUGCCAUGGAACUUCUGUUUGCAGCGCGAGUUCUGGGGCAAGAAGGUGGUGCCAGAAGACGCUCUGGAGGAGUCGGAGCCGGCGGAUACGCAGGACCCGCUGUACUUCGAGCCCGCGACGCACAUGCGACAAGAUGGCGGCGGCAUACGCAUCGUUAAUGUUACUAAGGUGUUCCCGAAGCACAAAGCGUUGAGCAACGUCAGUUUGAACAUAGCCAGCGGUGAAAUUACAGUACUGCUGGGUCACAACGGCGCGGGGAAGACUACGCUUAUGUCUAUCAUCACAGGAAUGCUAAGUCCAUCCGAAGGGUCAGUCUACAUAGAGGGUCUCGACGCGUCGCGCGAUCGCGAUGCGGUGCGUAAACAGCUCGGCCUUUGCCCGCAACACAACUUGUUCUUCUCAGACCUCACUGUGCUGGAACACGUCAUGUUCUAUACCCUGCUCAAAGGUCGCUCAUACGGCUCCGCUCGGAAGUCCUCGAUGGCGCUCCUCGAGCAGCUCGGGUUGGGGGGCAAGGCGCACGCCAGCGCCGGGGCGCUGUCCGGUGGCAUGAAGCGGCGGCUGCAGUUGGCGUGCGCGCUGGCGGGCGACGCGCGCGUGCUGGUGCUGGACGAGCCCACCUCCGGCCUCGACGUCGAGACGCGCCGCGGCCUGUGGGACCUGCUGCUGUCUCUCCGUGGUUCGCGCGUGGUGCUUAUCAGCACGCACUUCAUGGAGGAGGCAGACGCGCUCGGCGACCGCGUGGCGGCACUGCAGGCCGGCCGCCUGAAGUGCUUCGCGUCGCCAAUGCAUCUCAAACGCGCACUCGGCACCGGAUACCGCCUAACGUGUCAAACGGUUGGCGAGCCACGCGAGGACGCCAUCACGUCGUUAGUGACGUCACGCGUGGCGGGCGCGACGCUGCGCGAGCGUACGCUUAACAGCGUCUCGUACGCACUGCCAGCGGAGCAAACGCACGCGUUUCCCAAACUGUUUCAAGAGUUGGAGUCGCGAAGAAGCGAGUUGCAGGUGGACACGAUCGGUGUGGGAGCGUCUACUUUAGAAGAGGUGUUCUUGAAGUUAUGCAGUGACGCCGCUGACGUUAGCUUUUUGGACGAAAUUGAUGCUGAUACUGGCCCGUCGGCAACUCCGGAGUACACCGGAAUGAAGUUGUACGCGCGUCAGUUCUGCGCGCUGUUCCUGCGACAUUUCCAGUACAUCGCCGCUCACAAGAUGUCGUUCUUCGUUCUGCAAGUAUUCCUGCCUAUCGGCAUCAUAGUGUCAGUGACGUUCGGCUCCAACAACUACAACGCCAAGCCAACUAACUACAGCGUACCCAUGGAUUUGGACUUCUACAGCAACAUGGACCGCAAGAUCCUGCUCAACGUCGACCCAGCCAGUGUGAAGCUGGUGGAGAGUUGGUACCCUGGUGUGAAAGUGACGCCGUCAAAGAAUGUUACUGAAGACAUAUUGCGGAUCGGCAAGCGUGACAUUAUGGACUAUAACAAGUAUUUGGUCGGUUUGGAAAUCAACGAUACAGAUGCCAAGCUCCUAUACACAACGGUUCGUCACCACGCGGCGCCGGUCGCGGCGAGCCUGCUCGCGAACACACUCGGCGCGGCGCUCGGUGCGGGCGCGAUCACUACCAACAACCAGCCCAUAAAGUCGGAACCCGUAGUCAAUACUUUUCGCUCCAAGGACCUGGAUUCACUGUUCUUGUGGGCGAGCAUGGUCGUUUUUGUUAUGAUGACGACGAUAAUCAACGCGGUAACUCUUCCAUGCAAAGAGCGGGUGAGCGGUGCGCGGCAUCUGCAGGUGCUGGCGGGUGCGCGCGCGCCGCUGCCGUGGCUGGCGGCGCUGGCGGCUCAUACGCUGACGUACAGUACGCUGCUCGCCGCGUCCGUGCUCGUCGCCGCCGCCACCAUCGACACCGACCACACCAUAGAUCAACCCGACUUCCUGGGUGUGCUAUUCCUGUCUCUCCUGGCCGGUAUAAUGGCGUUCCUGGCGCUGUGCUACCUCGUCAGCUUCUGGUUCGGCGAGCGCGGCGCCGGCGGCGUGCUCAUUGCUGCUGUUAUUGUUUUCGGUUUCAUCACCCCCACCGUGUACACUGUGAUGGACCUGAUGCAGACGUUCACGCCGGACGACCCGCGCGGCUGGCUGUACUACGUCGUCAUGACGAUCGGCUACCUCAUGCCGCCGCACCAGUUCACCACCGCCGUGAUGCGGUCCACCUACGUCGCCAGCACCAACGCCGUGGCCGCCCUGCGCCCCCAAUCCGGUGUGGAGGGUACUUGCUACCUGUGCUUCGACGAGUACGCGCCGGGAGCGACCAUACUCAUACUCUUUGGACAUCUUAUUGCUUACAUGACCCUAGUCAUACUCAUGGAAUACGGUGUCUUCGGUGUGGUGAUGGAACGUAUGGCGAGCGCGCGCUACACCGAGCCCGUCACGCGCGACGCCGACGACGUCGUGCGCGGCGAAGCGGAGUACGUGCGGAAAGCUAUCGACCUGCCAAAAGACAAGAUAACGGACGCGCUGCUGGCGUACAACCUGCACAAGAGCUACACCAAGGUGUUGGGCAAGUCCGUCAACGCGGUGAAGGGUGUUAGCUUCUCAGUGAAAAAAGGCGAGGUGUUCGGUCUUCUCGGCGUGAACGGCGCGGGCAAGACCACCAUCUUCAAGAUGCUGACGGGCCUGGAGCGACCGACGCUCGGCCGCGUGUUCGCCGUCGGCCACCACCAGGACCGCGCGCGACACAGAUACCUGCGCGCGCUGGGCUACUGCCCGCAGUUCGGUGGCCUGGACGAGUUCCUCAGCUGCGGCGCGAACCUGCGUCUGCUGCUGGCGCUGCGCGGGCUGUCGCCGACGGCAGCAGCACGCGACGCCGACGCCUGGCUCUCCGGUGUUGGACUGCAACGUUUCGCGUCGCGUCGCGUGUCCGCGCUGUCGGGCGGGUGCGCGCGGCGUCUGGCAGCAGCUGCGGCGCUGUGCGGCGGCGGGCGACUGCUGCUGCUGGACGAGCCGAGCGCCGGCGUCGACGUGUCCGCGCGCCGCUUGCUUUGGGCGGCGCUGCUUCGUGCCGCGGCGCGCGCUGCCGUCGUCGUGUCGUCGCACAGCAUGGACGAGACGGAGGCGUUGUGUGGUCGAAUCGCCAUUGUGGCUGGGGGCAGAGUGCGAGCGCUCGGCAGCGCUGCCGCUCUCCGCGCGCAGCAUGCUGCCGGCUACGCGCUAGUGUUGCGCGUCACGCCGUCUAAAGACGUUGACGAGACGGACAGCAGCGGCGGCGCGGCGGACGUGUCGACACUGAAGAGCAAGCUGCACCAGACAUUCAAUUGUACGCUCAAGGACGAGCACAAGACGAUGCUGCACUACCACAUCGACGAGGCUCUACCGUACAGCGAGCUGUUCGCUCGUCUGGAGAGCGUGCGGGCGAGCUACCCGCUGCUGCAGGACUACGCCGUGGCUGAGACCACGCUGGAGGAGGUCUUCCUCAGCUUCGCACGAGACCAGACCGAUGAUGCUGCGCAGCCCACGCCCGUGUAGACAGUAAGCUCUAAACCACGCCCAUCGGGUUCGUGAUGUCACUAAACCACGCCCAUCUGGCUUGCGAUGUCACUAAACCAGGCCCAUACAGAUAAUAUAGACUAGACGUCACUGAACCAUGCCCGUAUAAAUGACGUCAAUGAUCUGCACUCAUUUAGCUUUUGACGUGAGCCUAAGGGUUAAUUCAGACCGUAACGCGACGCGAAGCAUUUCUAAAUGUGUAUGGAUGUGACAGAGUUAUUGCGUUAUACGUCUUGCUAAUCCGUCAAAUCCACACAAAUUAAGAAAUGCAUCUACGCGUCGCGUUGCGGUCUGAACUGACCCAGGCCCACCUAGUGUGAUGUCAACUUUGGCCUUUUUACGAGUGCCAUAGAAAAGGUUGAUCAGUGAACAAAUAUUAUUAUGAAAAGUCUCGACUAUCUGCCUGUAAAUUGCAUACCAUGCAGCUGAAAAAUGCAGGACAUUGGCAGCUGACAAAACAUUCAUCUAAUUAAUAUGGGUAUUCUAAACUGCCAUAAAUAUUUGAAUAUUGAUGUUACUCCAUGUGUAGGAUAUGGGCGUUAUGUGAUUAUAUUGGUGAUAUAGUUUGAAGAAUCUUGCGUAGAAUAAGGCAUAUUUAGCCUUUGCUUUUCAAUUCACAAAGAGGUUUUGCAUCAACGAAGAAAUUGAUUCGUAGGCAGAUGGCGGACCUAUGUCAUUAAUUGGUCAGGUUAUACUGUAAUCUUCCGGCUGGUUUUGACAAUAGGCAUGACGAAAAAUUUUUUCUCUUGUUGGUAAGUGAUGGACCAUUCAAAAAUAAAAAUAUCGGUUUAAAAUGACUUUGACAGCUUAAAAACUCCAAGAUAUCCAUACAAUA